AUGGCAGUUAAACUCGAGGACACUGCAUCUCCCUCAAAAGUCAACGUAGGACUAGACGGAACCAGCGAUGAUGUGGUGUUGCACUCCGUGCCUACCAACGCUACUGCCGACUCUGGCGCUGGCAUACCCCUUCUUUCAAACCAGUCAGUCUCGGUUGUCGCUGAGGUACCUCCCGGAAGCCGCUGGAGUGUCAUUGAAGAGGAUGACCUCGAACGCGAGAAUAUGAGAGUGAAGAGGCGCAGAUUAUCAGUGGAACCAGUAACAUCAGUACUUGACACAGUAAAUACACCUCAGUCGACAUGGCAAGAGCAACUUCAAGAUGCCGCCAGAACUUUAAUUGAGCCACCACAAGAAGACUCUGAAGAUCAGAAUUCCAUGUGCCACUAUCCUCAGACCACUGAGGGCGAGUUCAAUUCGCAUGAGACUAACCCCGUACCGGCAUAUUCAGCUCAUCCUUUUUUGAAUGCUUCAUCAACCACAAAUGAGAUCGACUCUCCUCAAUCUGUACCUGAUCACCUUCCGCAAACUGACGGUGCCAUGGAUGACCCUCCGCUGAAGCGCACCAAGCCUUCUUCCACACCAAGCAACAAGAAGCUCCGGAGCGAGCAUGGUAAACUCAGCUUUUCACCCAAGAGACCACCGCGGUCUGGUACUGUCCAACAGAACAUCAAAGCGACCGAGUCAAAAAAGCCAGCAAAAACAUCUAAGAAAGUUGAGAUGAAGAACGGAAAAUUCGUCUCUUCAUUGCGUGUUUCAUUGCCUUAUACUGCUCCAGACUCGGGCGCUAGAAUCGACGAGAUAUUGUCGGGCAAACAUCAAAGGACCAGCACUGAAGUCACGGCGCAGCGAGUGAUAGAGGCAGCGAGCAAGCCUGCCGUAGCAAAGACGACUCAUCCUUUCUUUCUCGGGAAGGCUACAGCCAAGACGCAAAAGCAGCUAUCUGAUGUGAAAAGCGAGUCGUCGUCUGUGAUAAUCACCUCUGAUGAUGAGGCUGGUACCAAGCCAAAUCCGAAGGUACCAAAGCCGUGGAAAGACAUCGUGUUCGGAUCCGAGAAGCUAUCUAAACAACUUACUCCCUUGCUGCCUUCAAUUUGGCCUCCAGCUUUCCUACAACAUAUCCGACCCGAUCAUUCAUCGCACGCUCUGCUCCCAAACCAGGCUCUAGCCUCAAAAAAUCCUUCCAAGUUGAAGGAUAAUGCUCUCCAUAUCAGACCUGAAGAAGACAUUCUUUGGAAUUUUUCUCGGUAUGCUGUUCCCGGUGCUGGAACCUCCACCAUUCACAUGCCCAGACGGCGAGUUAUGAGCGGUAAAUUUUACUCGGAAACCGUGGAUGCGCUACUUGAGACAAGCAACAACCAGAAAGCCUGGCCAAAUCCACUUAUGUCCUUGAGCACACGCAUUCGAUCUACGCCAAGUUGCUUCGACAAAGGUACGGCCGCAGGACCUCGCAUAUGGUCUCACGAAUAUGCCCCAGCUUGUUGGCAAGAUGUACUGGAGAGUCAGAGCAAGGUCUUGCAUGACUGGUUGAACAGUCUGCGAGUUCAUCAAGUCCAGACAGGCGGGUCACAGAAGGCAAACCCACCCGCGGCCAAAAAGCUGCGCCGAAAGAGAAAGUCUGAAGAAAUGGAGGACUUCAUUGCAGACUCAGACGACGAUGAUGCGCGAUCGACUGCGAACGGAAAGAACGCCAUCCUGCUGGUAGGUCCACCCGGCUCCGGUAAGACUGCAUCCAUCUUCGCGGUUGCACAGCAACUAGGUUUCGAGGUUUUCGAGAUCAACCCGGGCAUGCGGCGAAGUGCAAGGGAUAUCCAGGACAAGGUGGGAGAUAUGACACACAACCAUCUUGUGCAGCAGAGCAGCCCGCUGAGUAGAGAAUCCACUGUCUCUAUCGAUGAUGAAACACGACUUGUCCAUGAGCCCUUGCCUUCGAACCAGAAGACUACGGCAGCUUUUAUGAGUUCCGGAGUUGCUAAGAACGGGAAGCAGCAAAAGCUGGUUGGCCCGAACCAGAGCAAGGAUCCGCCAGUCAAGUCGCAAAAGCAGUCUCUGAUCUUAUUCGAGGAAGUCGACAUUUUGUUCGAGGAAGACAAAGGCUUCUGGAGUCAUGUCAUCUGGCUGAUAAAGACCUCGAGAAGACCUGUCAUCCUUACUUGCAACGACAUCGACUCUGUACCCAUUGACGAGCUUGACCUCUUCACCGUGUUACGCUACGGUCGUCCGGAGAUGGACCUAGCUAUACAACAUAUUGGACACAUCGCCGCAGCCGAGGGCCACCUCCUGAGCAAAGAGGCAUUAAAGAACCUCUUUCUGACCAAAGGUCAAGAUCUACGUGCUGCGAUCACAGAGCUCAGUCUCUGGUGCCAGAUGACCGUCGGCUCUCAACAAGGAGGACUUGACUGGAUGCUAUCGUAUCAAGACAGGCAGGAGUCCAGCCUCAACGGGUCGAUAACACGAAUUAUCAGCCAAGACACAUAUAUCAGCGGACUCGAUCUGCUUCCGGAGCAGUUUGAAGACACAGAAGACCUGAUCCGCUUCGCCCGGGCCAGCUUGGGCAUUUCGCCUCUGGACUGGGUCGAGGAAGAUAUCUACCCCUUUGACGCGGCAACUACGCCUGCCCAGACGCUGACUGACAUGGUCAUCCUCUCCGACGCAAAGAGCGCAAUGGAUCUCUACGAUGACUCCACGUCGCCUCUCCUCGCAAGCGCGAUAAAGAGCCUAUCCACUUCCUCCCACGAAAUACGAUCAGCCCAAAGGCACGAAGUCGUACGCUUAUACCUCAAUCAACUCCCUUCCAGCCGGUCUCAACUCACCCGCACCACUAUUUCCGCAACACUCGACCCGCUUCUCGAAGAAUCCCGAAUCGGACUUCCCACAGGCCUCGGCCGCAAAUCUCCCUCCCUCGACAACCCGUCAGCUGUGUCUGUCAUCACCGAAGUGGCGCCAUAUAUCCGCUCCAUCGUCUCCCAUGACAAACACCUCGAACAGCUCCGCAAUGAACUGCACAGUGUCAGCCAAACUGGGUCGACUAAACGCCAACGACGCACGAGAGCAAGCCGAGCAGCAAUGGAAGGCGGCGACAAAGGCACGACCAGACGGGACAAGUGGUUCCUCGAGGCAUUGGAUUGGGAUGCCGUGCUUGGAACGGGUAACGGUUGGCCAACGGCGAGGGACGACGAUUCUCUGCUGCUGACGACACGCGGAGAGGAAGAGGGAUCCAGGUCGGCGGGUAUGGAUUCCAAGGAGCAAACACCUAGUCCUAUACCGUCAGGCAGGAUGGACAAGGCCACAGACACAGAUGUCGAAGUAUAG
Molecule: messenger RNA, 3309 nt
Organism: Cladophialophora yegresii CBS 114405
Lineage: Eukaryota; Fungi; Ascomycota; Eurotiomycetes; Chaetothyriales; Herpotrichiellaceae
Exons: 1
Coding region: 1-3309 (1102 amino acids)
Cellular component (GO): nucleus
Molecular function (GO): DNA binding; ATP hydrolysis activity; ATP binding
Source: RefSeq, a predicted model, not a curated record